GGAAUGUGACAAGUCCCGGACGGAAUCCUUGGAGGACGAGGAGAUCGAGACGUUUUACCGGAUGCUGACCCAGCGGGAAGAGAUCGACGGACUCUUUGAGGCCCUCUCGGGCUCCCGGGAGACGCUGACCGCCGAGCAGCUGGCCGCCUUCCUGAGGCAGGAGCAGAAGGAAGAGGAGGCCGGCCCCAAGCUGGCCCUGUCCCUCAUUCAGAGAUACGAGCCCAACGAGGCCGCCAAGGAGCAGCAGCGGAUGACCAAGGACGGCUUCCUCAUGUACCUGCUGUCGGCCGACGGGAGCGCCUUCAGCCUGGCCCAUCGGCGCGUCUACCAGGACAUGAGCCGGCCCCUCCACCACUACCUCAUCUCGUCCUCCCAUAACACCUACCUGAUGGAGGACCAGCUCACAGGGCCCAGCAGCACCGAGGCCUACAUCCGGGCACUGUCCAAAGGCUGCCGCUGUGUGGAGCUGGACUGCUGGGACGGCCCCAACAUGGAGCCGGUCAUCUACCACGGCUACACCUUCACCUCCAAGAUCCUCUUCUGCGAUGUCAUCAGGGCCAUCAAGAAUUACGCCUUCAAGGUGUCACCAUACCCCGUGAUCAUCUCCUUGGAGAAUCACUGCAGCUUGGAGCAGCAGAGAGUCAUGGCCCACCACCUGCGGACCAUCCUGGGGGACUUGCUGCUUGACAGACCCAUGGACGAGAUGGUGACAGACUUCCCUUCCCCCGAGCAACUAAAGAAGAAGAUCCUGGUGAAGGGGAAGAAGCUGGGGGGCCUGCUGGCCAGCCAGGGGGGCUCGGAGGCUGCUGACGUCUCCGACGAGGAUGAAGCUGCCGAGAUGGAAGACGAGGCCGUGAAGAUGAAAGUGAAGCAGCAGCAGUCUAACGACAAGCUCAAGCUGGCCAAAGAGCUUUCGGACUUGGUCGUCUACUGCAAGAGCGUCCACUUCCAAGGCUUCCGGGAGCCGGCCUCGGGCCCCGCCUUCUACGAGAUGGCGUCCUUCACCGAGAACCGGGCUCUCAAGCUGGCCCAGGAGUCUGGAAACAGCUUCAUCCGCCACAAUAUCAAGCAUCUGAGCAGAAUCUACCCUGCCGGCUGGAGAACCGACUCGUCCAAUUACAACCCGGUGGACAUGUGGAACGUCGGCUGCCAGAUCGUGGCCUUGAACUUCCAGACGCCAGGCUUGGAGAUGGACGUGUACCAAGGCCGUUUCCAGGACAACGGCUUCUCCGGCUACGUUCUGAAGCCGGCCUUCCUCCGAGACCCCACCUCCAGGUUCAACCCCCGCUCUGUGGCCGAGGGGCCCUGGUGGAACCGGAAGAGACUCCGGGUCCGGGUCAUCUCUGGGCAGCAGCUGCCCAAAGUGAAUAAGAGCAAAAACUCCAUCGUGGACCCCAAGGUGACCGUGGAGAUUCACGGGGUCGCCCGCGAUAAUGCCAGCAUGCAGACCCCGGUGGUGGACAACAACGGCUUCAACCCACAGUGGGACAAGGAGUUCCAGUUCGAGGUGGACGUCCCUGAGCUCGCCCUGGUGCGCUUUGUGGUGGAAGACUACGACGCGUCUUCCAAGAACGACUUCGUGGGUCAGUGCACCAUCCCCUUCUUCAGCCUCAAGCAAGGUUAUCGCCACAUCCACCUCCUGUCAAAGAACGGGGACCAGUAUCCGUCAGCCACGUUGUUUGUGAAGGUCAACAUUGAGGACUGAGGGCAGGCCGGGGUCCCAGCUGGCCUCCCUGCCGAGGAGUGGCCAAGAACCAGCAGCCCUCUGCCCCGUUGGCUCCCCAGAGCCCCAGAACUGUCAGAGACUGGCCUGGGCCAUCAUGGGAACGUGAGAGGGCAAAGCUGGAGCCUGGCAGGAGGAGGGAGCCGUGCCUCUCUGAAGGGGUCCUGGCUUGGGGAACUUGACUUCGGGGAUCCCCCUCAGGCUCGCCCCCGCAGUGACGUCUCCUCCUCCCCGUCCUGAGCUAAAGGGGCUGGCGGUCCUGACAGCUGGGAGGACCCAGGAGGGCAAACUUCUUCACCUUCCGGAAUGACUGCCUCAGCCCAGAAGGGCUUUGAGAUCUCUGUCCAGCCAACCCCUGGGGGUGGAGGGAGGCAAGGAGAGGUCUGGAUGGGGGGGUGGGGGGGCGGUUCCUGGGGAACCCGUAGAGCUGAGUUACACUACAACCAUUCCUGUGCUUGGACAGACGCCUGCUUCGGAUCUUAAUAAAGUUAGAAUG
This is a messenger RNA of Gracilinanus agilis (Agile Gracile Mouse Opossum), 2219 nucleotides long. It is a transcript of the gene PLCD1, whose product is annotated as phospholipase C delta 1. The transcript is spliced from 11 exons. NCBI's taxonomy places the organism in Eukaryota, Metazoa, Chordata, Mammalia, Didelphimorphia, Didelphidae. Gene Ontology annotation, biological process: lipid metabolic process; phosphatidylinositol-mediated signaling. The record is from RefSeq and is a predicted model, not a curated record. Bases 62 to 1705 code for a protein of 547 amino acids. Gene Ontology annotation, molecular function: calcium ion binding; phosphatidylinositol-4,5-bisphosphate phospholipase C activity.